Molecule: messenger RNA, 1929 nt
Organism: Dictyostelium purpureum
Lineage: Eukaryota; Evosea; Eumycetozoa; Dictyosteliales; Dictyosteliaceae
Exons: 1
Coding region: 1-1929 (642 amino acids)
Source: RefSeq, a predicted model, not a curated record
AUGUCAUUAAAUACAGAUAGUAAUAAUAAUUCCAAAUUACCAAAUUAUAUAAUAAAGCCAAUAUUAUAUAAUUAUAUUAAUAAAGCAACAUCCAAUGUAUUAGUGUUUGAAACUAUAUAUAUUAUUUCACAAGUUUGCAAAGAAUGGAGGGAAAAUAUAUUACCAAAGUUAGUUUUCAAAAAGUUUAAAAUAUAUACAGAGAAUUCAUUUUAUCAGUUGUUUUUUAUAAUGACAAGAUUUAAUAUCGAUUUUCAAUCAAUUUCAAUGGAUUUAGAAUUUUGGCCAAAUAUUAGAAAAUAUUUAAUAGAUAACAACAGCGAUAGUGGUAUAGAUGAUGAAAUCAAAUUUAUAGAUCUAGAUGACAAUUGUAACAAAGAAUUAAAGAAAUAUUUUUACCAAAAUAAAGAAAAAAGAAAAGGUUUUUUAAAUGUUUUCACAGAUAAGGUAUGCUCUGCAAAUUUAUUGUGUUAUUAUUUUCAAGGUUAUGAACUAUUAGAAUUCAAAAAUCUCAAGAAAAUUAUAAUAUUCAUUGAUGACGAAUAUCCAAUUCAAUCAUUCAUCAAGGCAUUAUCAAGCAUAUUUGAAAAGGAAGGAGAUAAUAGGGAGUGGGUCAAUAAAACAUUAAAAAAUAUUCAAAUUUAUUCAGAUGACAAUAUCGAUUUUUCAGAUUCAGUAUUAAAAAAGUUUUUUAAAGGUCUUAAAAGUAUCGAAGCUCUAAUUUUCUCAUCACAUACAACCGUAUCACUGAGAAAUAUAGUAAAGUUGUUAGAUCAUCAAUCUGGAAAUAACAAUUUUAAGAGAUUAAGUUUUAAGAAUUGUUCAAUCCCUAGAGAAGAGCUUUAUCAACUAUACGAAAGAAAUCAAACGAUAGAGUCAUUAAAAUUGGGCGGUAUGCUAGAAAAUGGUGCUUACAACGAUGCAAUUAUUCCACUUUCAGGAGAUUCAAAGAUUAAAGAGUUCAGCCUCUUUAAUGAUUACCCAACUAUAUUGAACUUUUCAAUUAUUGCAAACGUUUUAAAUUGUAACAAGGUUUUAUCAGGUUUUUCAAUUUACACAAUUGUCAGUGAUGAUACAAAUGAAAUGGACAGUGUUGGCACAGAUGGAGAUGACAACGAUAUAGUUAUCAAAAACGAAACAUUGGCUUACCUAAGCCUAUUAAGCAAAACCGAUAGAAUCAUAUUUGAAAAGGGCCAGUUCAAUAAUUUAAAGGGUUUAAAGUGCUCAAUAUCCGAAAAGAUGAUAAGGAAUUUAUCAAUGAACAACAAAGAAUCUUUAGAAAACCUUUUUGUAUUCGAUUCUAUAGAUUCAUCAUUAGAAACUAAAAAGAAUUUCGAACUUUUAACAAGUGGCAGCGAUGAUGGUUCAGGCGGGUAUUUAGGUCAAUUUAAAAAUUUAAAAACUUUCGAAAUUUCAUUAGAAGAACGGUCAAGUGUAGUAAAUUGGGAACCUCUUUUCAAAAGUGUCACAUCUCCCUUUAUAUUUUUAAACGAGCUAAGCAUUUCAUCAUUAACUCAUAUCCAAGAGAGUUUAAUAUCAGAUUUCUUUUUAUCAAAUCAUCCAACCAUAAAGAAAAUAAGGCUAUCUUUAAGAUAUACAGUCAAGGAUUGGUCAUUAGUUUUGGAUCCAAUUUGUAGAAACAAAACAUUAACUAGUGUUCACAUUAAUUCCAAUCUUUUAAAUGGUUCAAAUUAUAAUUGUACAAGAUCAUUCAUCGACAUUAUUCAGCAAAACAACUCUUUAGAAGCUCUUACCAUUUCAAUUAGAGAUAGUUUGCAAUACACUCAAUUAGAUUUAAAGGACUUAUCAUCUGCAAUUUUAUCAAACAGUUCUUUAAAAUAUUUACAGUUCCCAUACAAUCUUAAUAAAAAUCCUUUAAUUUUUAACUCAAUAAAAUAUAAAAUAAUAAAAACAAAUUAUCAUUUUAAUUAA